CAGAACGGAUCCCAGACAUUCGGCAGUAAGACGUUCACAGACAUGGUGAGAAUAAAAAUAGUGCUCCUUCUUUUUGGUGUGGCCAUUGCCCAGGCAGUUCGCUCGGAUUUGGAGGAUCAGUUGGACAUUGAACUCGGUGCGCAGGAUUACCAGCGCUUGAACAGGCUGAGACACUUGUCGGAGGAGUUCCUUGGAUAUUACCAGAAUAUUACCGUGAAGGACUUGGUGCCAGAGGGUCGUCUUCCAUCGACUUCAGAUCUGCAAUGCUAUGCCGAUUUCGCUCAAGUCACCGCCGGAUUGGCCUCCGGCAGCCUUUGGGCCUAUAGAAUGUUUGACUCCUGGGGCACAAUUCCUGCCGGUAUCCUGAAGGGCCAUCUCAAGGAUCUGGGUCACUAUGACGAGUGUGUUGCCAUCGAGCAGGAGGCCCUGACAAGUACCAUUGUGGGCAAAUACUGCCUUUCCACGCUGCCCAUUCAGCAACUACUCGGAGGAGGAGGUGGUGGUGGCGCUGGAAUGAUGAUGAAUGUCCAAACGGCAGUCUGUUUCCCUGCGUCUUGCUCGGCCACCAAUAUGGACACACUCCUCCGAAGAGUUUACCAACAGCUACUUGGAUUGGAGCUGAAUGCUAAUCAGAAUCUGGUUCGCGAACAAUCCUGCAAGACAUCGGAGCGAGAGGAACUCGAUGGGGUUACCAUUUUCACCAUAGUUCUGUUAUCGGUGUUUGCUGGGGCUGUGGCUCUCUCCACACUUUAUGACUACUUCCUCUGUGAAGACCAAACCAAACUGCCCACCAUUUUGAAGGUUUUUUCCGCUCGUGCCAACUCCCGUGCCCUGUUCCGUGUCACAACCAAAUCGAAUCCCAAUGUCAUUGAGUGUCUUCACGGAAUUCGCUGCAUGUCCUUGAUCUGGGUUUGUUUUGGUCACGACUAUAUAAUUGGGAUAACAUCGCCCAACAUUAACCUGUAUGAUGUGUAUAAGUGGGCCAAGUCACCUUUUAUGGACGUUAUCUACGAAGGUGUUUUUGCUGUGGACACGUUUUUCUUUAUCAGUGGGCUUUUGGUAGCCAUGGUUCCCCUACGUGCUAUGGAAAAAGCCAACGGAAAACUGAAUAUUCCGCUUAUGUAUCUGCAUCGCUAUCUUCGCCUUACGCCGAUCGUGGCGGUUAUGAUUCUGGUGUACCUCAAGUUGCUGCCCCGGAUUUCCGAUGGCCCCUUGUAUGGUAACUGGAACUUUGAUAACUACGACAACUGCAACGACAACUGGUAUUGGACUCUGCUCUACAUUCAAAACUUCGCUACCGACAAGGAAUGUCUAGCCCAUGCCUGGUAUCUAGCCAUCGACACUCAGUUAUAUAUCAUCGCUCCAAUUUUGCUGCUUCUGGUUUAUAAAUUUGGAAAAAAGGGGGCUGCUGUUGUAUUGCUAUUUAUGCUGGGACUCGCCGCCUAUCUAUUCAGCAUUAUGGUAAUCAAUGAUUACUCUUUAAUUUACAGCAGUGAUGAUGGACCGGAUCUUACAGGUUACACUCAUCUUCGUGCCUCCGGUUGGCUGGUUGGCUUUCUUUUUGGCUACUUCUUGCAUUCCACACGAGGCAAGUCCUUCAAGCUCAGUCGACCCAGUGUUUGGAUAGGCUGGAUUCUGAGUCUGGCUCUGCUCUGCACCUGUGUAUUUUCAAUGGAUCCUUAUGGGCGGGCCAACAUUAAGACUAUUCCCAUUUUGAACGAGGCCUUCUAUGUUUCCCUCUCGCGAAUUGCUUGGCCUUUGGGUCUGAGUUGGGUGGUCUUUGCCUGCAUGCAGGGAUACGGUGGCCUGGCCAACUCCUUCCUCACUUCACCUCUCUGGCAACCACUUUCCAAGCUCUCCUUCUGUGUCUACAUGGGUCAUCUGUUCAUUCAGAACCUCAAUGGUGGACGGACGCGGGUCAAUACCUACUUUUCUGACUACGAUGUUAUGCUACGUUUCUGGCAGGACUUUGGAUUCUCGGUUAUACUUGCCUACUUCAUGUACAUCCUGAUUGAGGCUCCUUGUGGCGGUCUGCAGAGCAUGCUUUUGCCAAACCGACGACCAGCUCCUCAACCAAAAGUUCAGCCUAUCCAAGUAGCUCUGAAUGUGCAAUCAGCGCCUAUUGAUCUUGAAAAGCAAUUGAUUGAUUCCUGGGGAUCCAUACCAUCCGGUAUCUUAAUGGGACACCUGAUGGAUCUGGGCCAUUAUGAUGAGUGUAUUAGGAUUAAUCAGGUUCUCGACUCGGGCCAUAAUCUUCUUGGAAAAUACUGUCUUGCUCAGUUGCCACUUCAUCAGUGGCUGGGAUAUUCCGAGGCUUUGAGCUUGAUUCUUCCACAAACAGGUGUCUGUUUUCCAGCCUCAUGCUCUUCUGAAAAUAUGGACGCCCUCCUCGGUGGAUUUUUCCAACAGAUACUUGGUAUAGAGUUCGACAAAAACUUGACCCUGAUCAAGGAAGGAACCUGUAAAACUUCAAAAAAGGAAUCUCUGGACGGUCUCACCAUAUUCACAAUUGUUCUUUUGUCAACUUUUGGAGCUGCUGUGGCUAUCUCCACCGUAUAUGACUAUUUUCUCUGUGAGGAUCAAACGAAACUUCCGGCCAUUCUGAAAGUUUUCUCCGCUCGUGCCAAUUCACGUUCACUUUUUCGCCUCAAUACUAAACCCAAUCCCAAUGUAAUAGAAUGCCUCAAUGGCAUUCGAUGCUUGUCAUUGAUUUGGGUUUGUUUCGGCCACGAGUACAGACUCAUGUUUAUGUCCCCGUUGUUAAACUAUGUGGAUUUGUAUUCGUGGGCCAAAGAACCGUUUAUGAUGUUCAUCAAUCAAGGCGUUUUCGCGGUGGACACCUUCUUUUUCUUAAGUGGACUCCUGGUUGCCUUGUUGUCUUUACGCACCAUGGAAAGAUCCAAAGGAAAGUUGCACGUUCCUUUGAUGUACCUUCAUCGCUUCCUGCGUGUCACUCCUAUGCUGGCUGUGGCAAUUAUUGUUUAUAUGAAAUUGUUGCCUCUCGUGGGUGACGGCCCCUUAUAUGGAAAAUGGAAUUUCGACAACUACGACAGUUGUGAGAAAAAUUGGUUUUGGACCCUGCUCUAUAUACAGAAUUAUGCCGCGGAUGAGGAAUGCUUGGCUCAUGCUUGGUAUUUGGCCAUCGAUAUGCAGCUUUACAUUCUUUCCCCAAUUUUUAUUUUUGCCGUUUACAAGUGGGGCAAAAAAGGAGCAGCAGGAGUUUUUGGGCUUCUUCUUGGACUGGCUGGUUUUCUUUUUGGUUAUAUGGCCAUAAACGAGUAUUCUUUGUUAAAUCUCACCGUAGAAGGCAGUGAGGAAAUUUCUCAUCACACCCACAAUCGCGCAUCCGGCUGGUUGGUUGGCUUUCUUUUCGGCUAUUUUCUGCACACCAUCCGGGGAAAGUCCUUUAAACUGAACCGUGUUACUGUGUGGAUUGGAUGGAUCACCAGUCUGGCUCUAUUCUUCACAGUCAUCUUUGCCAUGUACCCCUAUGGCUUAGUGAAAAAGAAAACCAUUGGAGUCAUCUCCGAAGCCUUUUAUGUUUCGCUCUCCCGAAUCGCGUGGCCUUUAGGCCUGAGCUGGGUGGUCUUUGCCUGCAUGCAAGGAUACGGAGGUCUGGCCAACUCCAUCCUCUCCUCGUCCCUGUGGCAACCGCUAUCGAAGCUUUCCUUCUCCGUCUACAUUUGGCAUUUGUUUAUUCAAAAUCUUAACCUGGGGCGGACUAGGGUUAACAUUUACUUUUCUGACUACGAUGUGAUGCUGCAUUUCUGGCAGGACUUUGGAUUCUCGCUGCUGCUAGCUUAUGUCAUGUACAUCCUGAUUGAAGCACCUUGCGGUGGUCUGGAGAACGUCUUUCCGUGGUCGGUUAUAAAAAGGCUGCCCCAAAACGGAUGCCAGACAUUCGGCAGUAAGACGUUCACAGACAUGGUGAGAAUAAAAAUAGUGCUCCUUCUUUUUGGCCUGGCCAUGGCCCAGGCAGUUCGCUCGGAUUUGGAGGUUCAGUUGGACAUUGACCUCGGUGCGCAGGAUUACCAGCGCUUGAACAGGCUGAGACACUUGUCGGAGGAGUUCCUUGGCUAUUAUCAGAAUAUUACCGUGCGGGACUUGGUGCCAGAUGGUCGUCUUCCAUCGACUUCAGAUCUGCAAUGCUAUGCCGAUUUCGCUCAAGUCACCGCUGGAUUGGCCUCCGGCAGCCUUUGGGCCUAUAGAAUGUUUGACUCCUGGGGAACAAUUCCUGCCGGUAUCCUGAAGGGCCAUCUCAAGGAUCUGGGUCACUAUGACGAGUGUGUUGCCAUCGAGCAGGAGGCCCUGACAAGUACCAUUGUGGGCAAAUACUGCCUUUCCACGCUGCCCAUUCAGCAACUACUCGGAGGAGGAGGUGGUGGUGGCGCUGGAAUGAUGAUGAAUGUCCAAACGGCAGUCUGUUUCCCUGCGUCUUGCUCGGCCACCAAUAUGGACACACUCCUCCGAAGAGUUUACCAACAGCUACUUGGAUUGGAGCUGAAUGCUAAUCAGAAUCUGGUUCGCGAACAAUCCUGCAAGACAUCGGAGCGAGAGGAACUCGAUGGGGUUACCAUUUUCACCAUAGUUCUGUUAUCGGUGUUUGCUGGGGCUGUGGCUCUCUCCACACUUUAUGACUACUUCCUCUGUGAAGACCAAACCAAACUGCCCACCAUUUUGAAGGUUUUCUCCGCUCGUGCCAACUCCCGUGCCCUGUUCCGUGUCACAACCAAACCGAACCCCAAUGUCAUUGAGUGUCUUCACGGAAUUCGCUGCAUGUCCUUGAUCUGGGUUUGCUUUGGUCACGACUAUAUAAUUGGCCUAACAUCGCCCAACAUAAAUCUGUAUGACGCGUAUGAGUGGGCAAAGACACCUUUUGUGAACGUUAUCAAUGAAGGUGUAUUUGCUGUGGACACGUUCUUCUUUAUCAGUGGCCUUUUGGUAGCCAUGGUUCCUCUGCGCGCUAUGGAGAAGGCCAAAGGAAAACUGAAUAUUCCACUUAUGUAUCUGCAUCGCUAUCUUCGCCUCACCCCCAUCGUGGCGGUUUCGAUUCUGCUGUACCUCAAGGUGCUGCCCCGGAUGGCUGAUGGCCCCUUGUACGGAAACUGGAACUUUGAUAACUACGAAAACUGCAACGACAACUGGUACUGGACUCUGCUCUACAUUCAAAACUACGCUGCCGACAAGGAAUGUUUGGCCCACACCUGGUACUUGGCCAUCGAUACUCAGUUGUAUAUCAUCGCCCCGAUCCUGCUGCUGCUUGUUUACAAAUUUGGCAAGAAAGGAGCUGCUGUGGUGCUUUUGUUUAUGCUGGGUCUCGCUGCCUAUUUGUUCAGCAUUAUGGUUAUCAACGACUACUCCUUACUGAACGGCGGAGGCGGCGAUGGUGGCACGGAUCUCUCGCAUUACACCCACACUCGUGCCUCUGGCUGGCUGGUGGGCUUCCUUUUCGGCUACUUUCUCCACUCCACAAGGGGAAAGUCCUUCAAGCUUAACCGACCCAGUGUCUGGAUAGGCUGGAUUCUUAGUCUGGCUCUGCUCUGCACCUGCAUUUUUGCCAUGGAACCUUAUGGAACAGGCAAGAGUAAGACUAUUCCCAUUUUGAACGAGGCCUUCUAUGUUUCCCUUUCGCGAAUUGCUUGGCCGUUGGGUCUGAGCUGGGUGGUAUUUGCCUGCAUGCAAGGAUAUGGAGGUCUGGCCAACUCCUUCCUCACCUCACCCCUCUGGCAACCACUGUCCAAGCUCUCCUUCUGUGUCUACAUGGGUCAUCUGUUCAUUCAGAACCUCAAUGGUGGACGAACGCGGGUCAAUACCUACUUUUCUGACUACGAUAUUAUGCUACGUUUCUGGCAGGACUUUGGAUUCUCGGUUAUACUUGCCUACUUUAUGUACAUCCUAAUUGAAGCUCCCUGCGGUGGACUGGAGAGCAUGCUUUUGCCAAACCGACGACCAGCUCCCCAACCAAAAGCCCAGCCAGCCCAAGUAGUACCCGAGCUACAGCAGUCACCUGUCGAUCUUGAGAAGCAACCAGAGGCAAUUUCUCCUGUAGAUGAUAGUUCCCAGGCCACAGCUCCUCCUCUGGAAACCAAGGCUGAGUUGCCAACGAACAAUGAAAAGGAAAUCGAAGACAGUAGUUAGAGAUUCGGUAGGAUGUUUAAGCCAUGUGAAUAAUUUAUUUAUGUUUAUUUUUAGUUUUUAAAUGUAAAAUAUACAAUUUUUAUCACAUACUUGAGUCUGUUUUGAUUUGAUUCUUUAAAUUGAAGAUCUUUACAUCAAAGGUGUUUAUAUUUCUUUAAAAAAUCAGAAUAAUCACAAAAUAUUCAUAGUAUUAUGUCAUAUAUAGAUUUAUGACUAUUUGGGAUUCCACAAUUGUACUUGUGGGUAUGUUAUCAAAAUAUAACAUAUUUUAUUAAUGAUUAAAUGGUUUCUAUA
This is a messenger RNA of Drosophila ananassae, 6432 nucleotides long. RefSeq lists its product as uncharacterized. Gene Ontology annotation, molecular function: acyltransferase activity, transferring groups other than amino-acyl groups. Lineage: Eukaryota; Metazoa; Arthropoda; Insecta; Diptera; Drosophilidae. The coding region runs from base 43 to 6138 and encodes 2031 amino acids. The record is from RefSeq and is a predicted model, not a curated record. The transcript is spliced from 26 exons.